Messenger RNA from Lactuca sativa (garden lettuce), 3374 nucleotides. It is a transcript of the gene FTSH12, whose product is annotated as FTSH protease 12. Gene Ontology annotation, cellular component: chloroplast thylakoid membrane; m-AAA complex. Gene Ontology annotation, biological process: embryo development ending in seed dormancy; mitochondrial protein processing. The record is from RefSeq and is a predicted model, not a curated record. Lineage: Eukaryota; Viridiplantae; Streptophyta; Magnoliopsida; Asterales; Asteraceae. Gene Ontology annotation, molecular function: ATP-dependent peptidase activity; ATP binding; ATP hydrolysis activity.
AGAAGCUAGCCGUCUUAGACAAACCUAAAAACGUAGAGGAACUGGUUUCUCGAUUUCAACCAUUUUUCCGACUUAUCCAGAGUCAUGUUGUUAUUUUGACCUUUUUUGGUGCUAGUGACAAAACACAGAUAAACCUCUAAAACCCCUUUUCCCUUGACACUCCGUCGAUAGAGGGACGGUCUCUUGAGGCCGCAGGUGCGAAACUCUCCAGCUGGCUAUCAACUUACAGCAGGUUUCUUCUUCAUCUUAUCUUAUGUAGAACAAAAGAGACAGAGAAAUGGAUCUUAAAAUACAGUUGACGGCAAACAAAUUCUACCUGUCUUCUAGUACAAGAAGAGGAGUGAUUAUUUUUAACCAAACCCACCCAAAUCUUGUCUUGUUACCACUUCCGCGUUACAAUCGCAUCAAAAGAAGAAAAUCCGGUUUUCGUGUUUCUGCUUCCGUCAAUCCAGAUGGUUCAGAAGACGGUUCGGCUUGGUCCAAGUUCUCUCGGUCAAUUCGACGCAGUUCGGAGGUUUUGUUAGAUAAAUUCGGGGAUUCAUUGAAGAAAGAAACCGGGUUUGAUUUGCAAGAUGCCAAUGCCAGGAUUUCUGGGUUUGUGGGUGGAACUCAAGACUCUGUAUUGAAAUACCUAACUCAGUUCUCAGCUUGGAACGACUGGCAACGUUGGAAGGAUAUCAAUAAUUGGGAACCCACAAGAGUAGGUGUGUUGGCAAUCUAUGUCUUGGUGAUGGUCGUUUCAUGCCAAAGGAUAUUUAUGGCUGUGCGAGCUCCUUUUCUUCAUCGUCAAAUAGAAGAAGCAUCGGAAGCCUACAUGGAGGCUUUGAUUCCUGAACCAUCUCCCUCUAACAUUAGGAAGUAUAAAAAAGGUUUAUGGAGGAAGUCGAUACCAAAAGGCCUCAAAAUGAAGAAAUUCAUUGAAGGGCCAGAUGGAACACUUAUCCACGACACAUCCUAUGUUGGAGAAGAUGCAUGGGAUGAUGAUGAUGAUGAUGCCACAGCUUCUAAGGACAAAGUCAAGGAAAUCAUUGACCAUGAUGUCAGACUGAACAGUCAAGACAAAAGGGAGCUUCAAGAAGAGCUAGGGAUUUCAGAUGUUAAUCAAGAAGAAAGUACACGGACAUGGCAAGAAAGGCUGCAAAUAUGGAAAGAGAUUCUUAGGAAGGAGCAAUUGGCUGAGCAAUUAGACUCAUCACGUGCUAAGUAUGCAGUUGAAUUUGACAUGAAAGAAGUUGAAAAGAGCUUCCGUGAAGAAGAUGCAAAAGCAAAAGCAACAGCAGAAGGGACAAGAGCACUUUGGAUAUCAAAAAGAUGGUGGCGUUACCGACCUAAACUUCCUUAUACUUACUUUCUUGAAAAGCUUCAAACCUCUGAGGUUGCAGCUGUUGUGUUUACAGAGGAUUUGAAAAGAUUGUAUGUAACAAUGAAUGAAGGGUUCCCCCUAGAAUAUGUUGUUGACAUGCCACUCGAUCCAUACCUCUUUGAAAUGAUCACAAAUUCUGGAGCUGAAGUUGAUCUACUCCAGAAGCGACAAAGCCAUUACUUGUUAAAACUAGUAAUCGCGUUGCUUCCCACAAUUUUGGUUUUAUGUUUUCUACGGGAAUCCAUAAUGCUUUUACACAUUACUUCAAAGCGCUUCCUGUAUAAGAAGUACAAUCAGCUAUAUGAUAUGGCCUAUGCUGAAAAUUUUAUCCUGCCAGUCAGAGAAGUUGAUGAAACAAAAUCAAUGUACAAGGAUGUAGUGCUGGGAGGAGAUGUAUGGGAUCUUUUGGAUGAGCUAAUGAUUUACAUGCGAAAUCCAAUGCGGUAUUAUGAAAAACAAGUGAAGUUUGUUCGGGGAGUGCUUCUAUCAGGGCCUCCAGGGACUGGAAAAACACUAUUUGCAAGGACACUAGCAAAGGAGAGUGGGAUGCCAUUUGUAUUUGCAUCUGGUGCAGAGUUCACAGAUAGUGAAAAAAGUGGGGCUGCAAGAAUAAAUCAAAUGUUCUCAAUUGCAAGGAGAAAUGCUCCUGCUUUUAUCUUUGUAGAUGAGAUUGAUGCGAUUGCUGGAAGACAUGCAAGAAAAGAUCCACGAAGGAGAUCAACAUUUGAGGCACUAAUCGCCCAGCUCGAUGGAGAUAAAGAGAAAACAGGGGUGGAUCGAUUUUCAUUAAGACAAGCAGUUAUAUUCAUCUGUGCUACAAAUAGGCCGGAUGAAUUGGAUCUAGAGUUUGUUAGUGGUGGACGUAUUGAUCGCCGAUUGUACAUUGGUUUACCUGAUGCAAACCAAAGGCUGCAAAUUUUUGGUGUCCACAGUUCCGGGAAGCAGCUUGCUCAUGACGUCGAAUUCAACAAGCUGGUGUUUCGCACUGUUGGGUAUUCUGGGGCAGAUAUAAGAAAUCUUGUGAACGAAGCUGGAAUAAUGGCUGUGAGAAAAGGGCAUACGAAGAUCUACCAGCAAGACAUUGUUGAUGUAUUAGAUAAGCAGCUGCUUGAGGGAAUGGGUGUGCUCCUAACAGAGGAAGAACAGCAGAAGUGUGAAGAAAGAGUAUCUGCUGAAAAGAAGAGGCUGUUGGCAGUACAUGAAGCUGGUCAUAUAGUAUUAGCACAUUUAUUUCCUCGAUUUGAUUGGCAUGCAUUUUCUCAGCUGUUACCGGGUGGUAAGGAAACUGCAAUAUCUGUUUUCUACCCUAGAGAAGAUAUGGUAGACCAAGGGUACACAAGUUUUGGCUACAUGAUGAUGCAAAUGGUGGUGGCUCAUGGUGGCCGUUGUGCUGAACGUCUUGUCUUUGGUGAUGAUGUCACUGAUGGUGGAACUGAUGAUCUAGAAAAGAUCACAAAGAUUGCUCGAGAAAUGGUGAUUAGCCCUAGAAAUGCAAGGUUAGGGUUUGCUACAUUGACAAACAGAGUUGGAUUGGCUAACAGAGCAGAUACUACUGAUGGGGAACUCAUAAAAUACAGGUGGGAUGACCCACAUGUAGUUCCUGCUGACAUGACAGUUGAAGUUUCAGAACUCUUCACUCGGGAACUUACAAGAUAUAUUCAAGAGACAGAAGAGGUUGCAAUCAAAGGGUUGACCCAGAAUAGGCACAUACUGGAUUUGAUUUCAAGGGAAUUACUGGAGAAGUCAAGAAUUACUGGGGUGGAGGUUAAAGAGAUAGUAGGAAGAAUGUCCCCUCAGAUGUUUGAAGAUUUUGUCAAGCCUUUCCAAAUAAAUGCGGAAGAGGAAGGACCGCUGCCUCACAAUGAGCAGUUGAGAUACCAAGCUCUGGAUGUUUACCCAGCACCUCUCCACAGAUGUUGAGCAGCCUAUGAUUUGUGGAUUUGUGGAUGUGGUUGUAUUUUCCAGUAUACAAAAUCCAAAUAAAUAUAAGAAAAAUUCCCUUUUUCACUCA